AAAAUUUAGCACUUAAAUCAUAUUAGUACAAUGUUAUUUGCUCUGCCAAAAAAAACAAAAAAACACUGUUGCCCUAACUUUGGGUUUUGCCACAAAGAGAUGACGAUGCUGAUAUGAAUUCCUCUUCUCCUGCAAAUUCUCAUUCGUUGUGUUCAAAUUUAUCUUUGUGACUCUGAGGAACAUCAAUCUUGGACGCUGUAAUGAUAAAAAAAGAUCUUACAAAUCGCUGCUGCAUUGCUUGGAAAGACAAGUACAGUAAAUUGAAAGAUGGCUACACAAAGCUUGAAGAUCGAAGAAAUGCUCUUCGUAGAGGUCUCUCCAUUUACGAGGAACAAGUCUCCAAAAUGCAGGCAGAAAAUUUAUCUCUCAGGAAAAAUCUUGAGGAUGAGAAAGUUAGGACAAACAAUGAGGUGGAGGAAAAAAUAAAGGAAUCUGCUUUAAGGGUUUCUUUAGAGAGUGAAGUUGCUGGAUUGAAGAAUGAGAUACUUUCCUUGAAGAAAAAAUUGGUGGCUGAUGAUAUUGGUAGAGAAAUCAGAGAGCUUAAGGAGCAUCUCUCCGAGAGGGAAACAAAGAUAAAUGAACUAAGGGAGCUUGUUGAGAAAGAACGAGUGAGAGCAGAGUCGGAGAAAAAGAAGGCUGAGUUGGAGAGGAAAAAGGCAGACGACUUGAGGACGAAAUUGAAGAUUGAAAAAACAAGGGCUGAUGAAGAGAGGAGACUUGCUGAUACUGAAAGGAAAAGAGCGGAAGUAAAUAGGCUUAGUUUGGAAAAUCUGAAAAAGGAAGCUGAUCAAGUGAAAUUGAAGUUAGCUUUGGUUAUUUUUGAGUUUGAAGAUGCUAAGAAGAAGCUGGAGGCGGAAAGAGAAAACACAUCUAAAGAGAGAAAACGUGCAGAUGAAGCAGGGAUGAAAACUGUAGAGCAAAAAAAGAUUGCAGAAGCCAACCGCAAAAUGGCCAUGGAUGAAAAAAGUCGUGCUACUGCUCUAUUUUGGCAGUUGGAACAGGAUAGACAAAAGGUUGAUAAUUUGAAGAAGGAGAUUGGUGAACUCAUGGCAUCUGGUAAAAUGGUUAACAUCGUAUCUAGUGAAGGGACAACUGUAGGAACUGCUCAUUUAUCAUCUGAGCUUGGUCCAGUGGCAGUGGAUAGAGAUGUUACCAUGGUAGAUGUUGCUUUCAAUUCUGAUGCAGCCCAAAGAAAGCUCAUGGAAAUGGAACAUAGGGUUGUGGAUGAGAAAAAGCGUGUUAAAUCAGAGAUGAAAAAAGUGGAAAAGCAAAGAAAGGCUGCAGAAGCAUAUAAAAAGAAGGCAUCUGAAGAAAAAGAUCGUGCUGAUCAGCUGUCUGAAGCGGUUGAAAAUUACACAAAACAGGUUGAAGAACUGCAGAAGGAAAUUAAAAAGCUAAUUUCUACAAGGUCAUUAGCUGAUUGUCCUCUUCACAUGUCUGAUAGUAAUGUGCAUGUUGAAACUGGUAAAGUUAAGCUGUUGAAGAAGCAAUUGAAGUUUGAAAAGAAGCUGGUGAAGCAUGUCAAAAAAGUAGCUAAGUUAGAAAAAGCUCAUAGUAGUGAUACUAUACAACAGCAAAGCCUACUUAGCAUAAAGCAGGAGGUUGUUCACUUCUUAAGACGUCUAAAUAUGUUGGAUGGUUGCUUAUUUCAAGACGAUGAGCAUGACCUGGAAAAGGUUUGCAGCUUUAACUUGAAAAAUAAUUUUUCUGGUUUGAAAGCUCGUGAUAUGCACUGCCAUCUUGGGAAUGACUCGAUGAAGUUAGCUGCUGUAGUGUCUGAUCCAUCCAAGCAAAAGAUAAAACGUAGUGUACCUUCGCUUCCUAUAUGUGGAGGGAACAACCCUGAAUCAAUAUCAGGUAUUAACUCUAAAUUGGAGCCUUUGCUUAGAGGUUCCAACAAAAAAGUGUUACAGAGUUCUGCCAUGAAUUCCAGUUCAGCAUCUUUUUCUAACAGGCUAUUGGUGGGCUCACAGGAAAGAUGUGCUUCUAUCUCAUCAUCAGCUAAAUCAGCUGAAGGAAAAUUGGACAUAGAACCGACCAUCUCAAGUUUAUCUGGAGAUGCAAGAAAAAAGUGCAACGAGAAUGUUGUAGCAAUUGCUGAAAGUAAUGUCAAGAGUCAUGUCAGUUGUAUUUAUACUGAGAGGACGGCGUCACAUCAUAAGAGGAUGAGCAGAUUUAUUGAUGCCAUUGAAUAUAAUGGGAACUUGAAUUCCAAGGGUAACAAGUGGCAAAGACAGCUGUCACAAAAGAUCUCUUUACAUGAUGGUAUGUUAAAUAGUAGAACAGAUAGACUUCAUGAUGAGAAAAAGCAUUUGGUAGCUGACAUUCGACAUGACUUGUUCAGCGAACAUUUUAGAUCUACCAAGAAGAGAAAAACAUCGUGUGAACUAGGUCUGCAGCUUUUAAACAAUAAUAGUGUGGCAAAGAUAAAGUUCGACAGUUCUGGUGUCAAAUCUGAUGUCUGUGCACAUCAAUCUCCAAAUGUCUAUAGCCUUCCAGAAACUGCCCAGGAUUGCAAGGAUGGGGAACACGAUGAUCUGGUAGAUAUUGAUGAACUUAUCGGUGGGGAAUAUAUAAAGCUUCUCAAUUUGGAUAAUGAUACAGAUGAAGAGUCUUAUCGUCUAGCAAUUGAAAUGCCUUUAUCCCCUACAAUUCCUGAGAUUCAGUGCCAUAGCAGUGUGGCAGUUGUCCCGAUUAACACACCUUUAUAUGAGGGAUUCUUAAAUGCAAGGGAGACUGUGGCUUCAUCAGGCAAUUUUGAUGUCAUCAAUGUGGAUAUCAAUUCUAAUAAAGUAAAACACCCUACCAUAGAUCCUCCAAAAAAAUCAUCAUUACCUGAGAAAAAAGAUCGUGUUGAUUCAUCUAAGAGAUUAAACCUUGACACAGCUUGCAAGUUAUCCUGCAGUUCCGAUCCAGUUACAUUGGAAGCAUUGUGCAGGUCAGACCUAGCUGCUCCUGCUACUGAGGGGCUGCAGAUUUCAUCGGAAAGGAGAGCCGUCUCAUUACAGGAUGGGUUUGCCAAGUAUUGUGUCAUCUUUUCAAACAACAAUGAUGCGAAAACCAUUUCAAGUGUUUACCAUGCUACCAGUCGUUGUCUUGCUCAAUGCUCAGUAUCAUCAGAUACUUCUCUUAGGAGUAUUCUGGUCACUCUUUUGAAUCUUCAAGAAAUUUCAAAUGAGGAGAAGACAUGUGUCGUCUUUUCACUCUUACUUCUCUACAUUUCUGAAACUGCAACAAGAGCCUUUCGAGAUGAUUGGGAGAGAGACCUGAUCCUUUUCAUAAAUUCUGUUGCUCAGCAUAUAUAUACAGAACUCUCACAUGAAGACAUGAGAAGGAUAUUUGUGGAAUCUUGCAACUUGUAUGAUGUACUUUCUCUUAUGGAGGAUUUUCUUUUGCAUGGUAAAUUGCUGGUGCAUGCUGUAAGUUCUGAUUCAGAGCUUGCGUCCAAUUCAGGAAUCCAUCUUAUUUUGGAUGGUCGUAGUAUAAGCUUGUGCAAGAAACUAGCUUCUACUCAAUUGUUGCUAACUGGAGGAAUUUUGCUAGCAUCAGUAUGUGGCGCGUUUGACCAUAUUGGUUUUGUUUGUGAGGCUUCCUGCAACAUUUUAAGGACGCUAAGAUCUGAUGCUCUAAAUAUUCUUCAUAUAUUUGCCUAUCUAUGUGGUACUAAAUAUAUUACCCUCAAAGAGUAUGGCUUAGCCAUGACUGUGGUGAAGUCAUUGGUGAUGCUUAUUUACAAUAAUAGAUCAUCUCCUAAUCCUCUUUCUUGUGUUGCAACUACAGUUGAGUCUUUGUCUAAGAUUUGUUCGGGUAGUAAGUGCCCGUUUUCAGAGAGUGCAGCUACCAUGGAUGUUGUUGCGUCCUCACUCUUGGAUAGUCUUACGAGUUAUUCUUGCUCUGCUGUGGGGUUGGAUUUGAUGGAAUCAUUGAACUCAUCAAGAUAUGGAAUCAAAUGUUAUGGAAAGAGAACUGAUGAAUCCGCAGAUAAUGUAGAUUUAGUACAGUGGGCAUAUGUUACUUUGAGGGAUUCAAGCCAGUUCAUUGAUACCCUUGCACUGAUGGAGCUAGUUGCAGGUUUCAUGAGCUGGGAUUGGAUGUUUGACAAAAUUGCCUGUCCACUGUUGAAGUUAUUGGAAUAUUGUUCAACAGAGCACAAUGCUGCUGCUAUUACUACUCUUCUUGGUCAACUUGGAAGGAGUGGACUUGAAGCUUUUGGAUAUGAAGAUGUUAGGAUUCAGAGAUUAAGAAGCUCUUUCUGUGCAUUACUUUCACAAUGCGACUCCAAAAGAAUGGAUCUCCACCUCCAGUUCUCCAUUGGAAUUGCUUUAGUUGGCCUAAUUCCUCUUAGGUUCGAGGAACUUGUCGGAAGUAACAUUGAAGUUGCACCAGCUGCAAAUCCAACUGAUUGUCUAAGAAAGUGGUUCUCUUUAUUGAGCAGCGAGCAGCGGUUAUUGUUCAAGGCUCGUAUAUUCUGCUAGUUGCCAAAGGGAGAAUGUGCAAACAAAAUUUUGCGGGAGAGCAAUAGUUGAAAAAUUGCCUGGUUUGUUGAUGUACAUAAUUUGCAGUAGUUAAGGAGUUGUACAGAAAAAGGUAGUUUAAUUUUUUCUUUCUUUUUUGGUGGACCUUUGCCAUUUAGGCUUUUGGAUAUUACUUGGGAAAUGCUUUUGUUCCAAUUGUUUUAAACAUAAUUGCAUCACAAUCUCAUAAUUUUGUCAUUUAAUAAUA
Messenger RNA from Solanum pennellii, 4722 nucleotides. RefSeq lists its product as uncharacterized. Bases 201 to 4475 code for a protein of 1424 amino acids. NCBI's taxonomy places the organism in Eukaryota, Viridiplantae, Streptophyta, Magnoliopsida, Solanales, Solanaceae. The transcript has 9 exons. The record is from RefSeq and is a predicted model, not a curated record.